CCGCGGCGCUUUAAAAAGCCGUGCCCGUUUUUUGGAGCUUCCUGAUUGGUCCCAAUUCGCUCGCGCAUCUCUCCGAAAGCGAUCUGAUUGGACAGUAAGGGUUUCCACGUGACGGGCGUUAUGCAUGCUUUUCCUGGUGCUACUUGAGGGAAUUCGAAAGUUUGCAGAUCCAAAGGGCUUUUUGUUGUUGUUGUUGUUGUUGUUGUUUACGUAAAUAAAUAAGUUAAAUAAAAUAAAAUGUCCACAGGAAUCAAACGCGGUUUAUUUCACACUCUGGUCGCGUCGGUGUUUUUCGGGCUCGUUUCGGGAACCGGACAGUUCCAGACUUUGGAUCAUCUGCGGCCGAAAUCCAGCGACGCGACGCAGGCGAGAGCCGUGCGCGAGCUCCUGUGGAGGCUGCUCAGCGAAACAUCGCGAGAUUUCGUGGUGUCCGUGAACGGCUCGGUGUCCGCCGGCGGCGCGGACGUGAGCGAGCUGCGCACGGGGAGGAACAGCACGGUGGAGGUCGCGGCCAGUAGCGGCGUGGCGGCCGCCGCCGGCGUCUAUUACUACCUGAAGUACUACUGCAACUGCCACGUGUCGUGGUCCGGGGAUCAGCUGCGCGUGCCCCGGCCUCUACCCCGAAUCGCGGGCGUUCUGCGAGUCGGCACGCCGCACAGAUUCAGGUACUACCAGAACGUGUGUACUCAGAGCUACUCGAGUGUGUGGUGGGACUGGUCACGAUGGCAGCGAGAGAUUGACUGGAUGGCACUGAAUGGCAUCAACCUGCCCCUGGCCUUCACCGGGCAGGAGGCGCUGUGGCAGCAGGUAUACACGUCUAUGGGUCUAAACCAGACGGAGCUCGAUGAGUUCUUUACAGGCCCAGCGUUUCUUGCGUGGAACCGCAUGGGGAAUCUGUUCAAGUUUGGAGGACCUCUGCCCCGGUCCUGGCACGACAAACAGCUCUCUCUGCAGGUCAAAAUCUUAGCACAGAUGAGGUCUUUGGGAAUGAUUCCCGUUCUGCCAGCGUUCUCAGGGAUCGUGCCUCCUGGAGUCAUACGCUUGUUUCCUGAAGCCAACGUGACCAAGCUGGGGCCAUGGAGCCAUUUUAACUGUACGUACUCCUGUGCGUAUGUCCUGGACCCUCGUGACCCACUGUUUACGCGCAUCGGAUCUCUGUUCCUGUCCCAUGUGGUCGAAGAGUUCGGGACGGACCACAUCUACAACACGGACACCUUUAAUGAGAUGACUCCUGCCUCCUCAGACCCCGCCUACCUGGCAUCCAUCAGUCAAGCGGUGUUCGCCACUAUGACCUCAGUGGACGAGCAGGCCAUUUGGCUGAUGCAGGGCUGGUUGUUCAUAAGCAACCCAGAGUUCUGGAAACCUCUGCAGAUCCAGGCGCUCCUCCGCGGAGUCCCCCAGGGACGCAUGAUCGUCCUGGACCUCUUUGCCGAGUCCAUGCCCGUUUUUAAAUACACAGAGUCGUUCUACGGUCAGCCCUUCAUCUGGUGCAUGCUGCACAACUUCGGAGGCAACAGUGGCCUGUUCGGCGCCAUAGAGAGCAUUAACUCCGGGCCGUUCGAAGCUCGGAAGUUUCCUGGAACCACUCUGGUGGGUUUGGGCAUGGCGCCUGAGGGCAUAGAGCAAAACCCGGUUGUUUAUGAGCUAAUGGCCGAGCUGGCGUGGCGCGAAGACGCGAUUAAUCUGACCCAUUGGGCGACGCUGUAUGCCAGGCGCCGCUAUGGCACGGAUAACGAGAGCCUGGCACUUGCUUGGCGCCUGCUAUUUGGAAGUGUGUACAACUGUACUGUUCCUGGGUACAAGAACCACAACCGGAGUCCUCUGGUCCACCGACCGUCUCUGAAGAUGCAGACCGAAGUUUGGUAUGAUCCAAAAGAUGUCUAUGAGGCAUGGAAGCUGCUGUUAGAUGCAGCCCCUUCGCUGAUUUCUGUUGGUACGUUCCGUUACGACCUGGCGGAUGUGACUCGUCAGGCUGUUCAGCUCCUCACGACAGAGUUCUACAAGGACAUACGAGAUGCAUACCAGGCCCGAAAGCUUCAGGACCUGCUGACAGCUGGAGGUGUGCUCGUCUACGACCUCUUACCCGAGCUGGACCGCCUCCUCUCGAGUGAUGCGCACUUCCUGUUAGGGGCGUGGCUCGAGCGAGCGCGGUCGAUGGGCGCGGACGAACGCGAGGCGGAGAUGUACGAGCUGAACGCCCGCAAUCAGAUCACCUUGUGGGGACCGGACGGCAACAUCCUAGACUAUGCUAGCAAAGAGUGGGCGGGGCUAACGGACGAUUACUACGCGCAGCGCUGGAGACUCUUUGUAAGCACCCUCGUGGACUGCGUGGCCCAGGGCCAACCUUUCAAGCAGGACGUUUUCAACGAGGCCUCGUUCCAAAACGAGAAAGACUUCGUAUACAACGGGAAGAGGUACCCCUCCAAACCAAGUGGGGACACACGCGAGAUCGCUGGACGGAUAUUCCUUAAAUACUACCCUUAUGUUCUAAAGAGGUUACAACCAUAAAAAAACUUAGGAAAUUACUCCUAGGAUGUGGUUAAUUUUUCCAGUUUCAAGAUUUUUACUGUUUCCCAAUCUGGGUUUUCAAAUUUCCUUGAAAACUAUUUGAAAACUCCAUUCGCACAACGUUAUUAUUAUGGUUAGCCAAUCAGAUUAGGGUGGGUCGGUAUGUAUCGUAGGAUUAAAUGUACCCAAGGACAGUGGACUUCUGAAUCCUGUUACAUUUCCAGAAAUGCUACUGGCAAAAGAACGCUAAUUACAGUGCAGCCUUUAUGAUCCUGAUGCUUAACCAGAAAAGGGUACAGAAUAAAGCUGUAUUUCAUGAGCGGAGCUUUGAAAACAGUUAGUUGGUGGAGAUUUCCAUAAUAUCACAUUUACGUCAUGCGUCUCACAACAUCGAAGAAGACGUGACAAACGUCUUGUUGACAUUUAAGACUUAUUUGUGAUUUGUUAAACUGACACAGUUGUGAAAUGUUAUAAUUGAGUCCUUUUUUAAAAUACCUAAAAGACUACUUUUGUACCACCUCAAAUAAAAUCUAUUCCUUUUC
Silurus meridionalis is the source of this 3050-nucleotide messenger RNA. RefSeq names its product N-acetylglucosaminidase, alpha (gene naglu). The transcript has 7 exons. The record is from RefSeq and is a predicted model, not a curated record. NCBI's taxonomy places the organism in Eukaryota, Metazoa, Chordata, Actinopteri, Siluriformes, Siluridae. The coding region runs from base 238 to 2508 and encodes 756 amino acids.